Molecule: messenger RNA, 1734 nt
Organism: Exophiala bonariae
Lineage: Eukaryota; Fungi; Ascomycota; Eurotiomycetes; Chaetothyriales; Herpotrichiellaceae
Exons: 1
Coding region: 1-1734 (577 amino acids)
Molecular function (GO): lipase activity
Source: RefSeq, a predicted model, not a curated record
AUGGACAUAUCUCCACAAGGCCUCGUCCGCGCCUUCGCGUACCGAGUUCCAGCCCUGACAGUCAACACAUGCCUCGCAGCAUUGGGAUUGUCGCGAAAUAGCUCUGAUCAGGACUUUUUGACCGAAUUGAUAACACUCUGGGCACGACCCGUGUUGCGGACGCCAGCGGCGCUCUUGAAAUCACAGCAGGCGUUCAACUAUGAUUACGGCGUUUGGGGACGGAUGUGGAUCAGCAAAUGGACUAUUCCAGUUGAAGACAGUCUUGGGAGAAAGACAACGGAUGGAGGUGUGGACGAGCAUAUCCUGACACUCCAGGAAGCCAUUGCGAGCGCGAUCAUCGAACUCGGCGACCAAGACUUGCGACCCAUCGAUCUCACAAUGCCAGUCCUAGACCCCGUGCAAACAGAAUGGACGGGCUACCGACGCAACGUCUCGCACGUCGCCAUGCGCCCCUCCCUCUCGGAGCGAGACAUGUACGCCGCAAUGAUGGCCGACCUGCCCGACACAUGCGGCCCGACGAUACUAUACUUCCACGGCGGGGCGCACUGCCUGAUGGACCCGACGACGCACCGGUGGACGACGUCGGCGCUGGCGCAGAAAUCCGGGGGCCGCGUCCUCUCCGUCCGCUACCGCCUCGCGCCACAGCAUGUCUUCCCCGCGGCGCUGCUGGACGCGCUGGCCGCAUACCUCGCUCUAAUCGCGCCACCGCUUGGUGCGUUCCACGAGGCCGUGCCGCCGGAGAAAAUCGUUUUGGCGGGUGAUUCGUCUGGAGGGGGCCUUGCCUCAUCGCUGCUGCUCCUCCUGCAGACGCUUUCACGACGCCAGGGGGAAGGCAAGAAGCGACGCAUAGUCUUUCAGGGGCAGGCCGUUACGAUCCCAGACCUCGUCUGCGCUGGCCUUGCCCUCAGUUCUCCGUGGCUGGAUAUCACGCGGUGUCUGCCUUCCACAACGGCAAAUGCCAGAUGGGAUAUCAUCGCACCGCCGCCUCCGAGAAAUCAGAACCCAACGCCCGCGUUCCCCACGGACGCUAUCUGGCCGGCCUCGCCGCCGCGUGUUGAGACGUACUGCACGGCACGCAUGUGUAUUCACCCGCUCGUGUCGCCGUUGGCCGCGCAGCCACGGCAUUGGCGCGGUGUCCCGCCGGUGUAUGUCUGUGUGGGUUGGGAGGGCAUGCAGGACGAGGCCGAGGUGUUUGCGCGGCGGGUCUUUCAGAGCGCUGAUCCGGGAAAUCAAGCCGUCGUGUUUGACGGGUGGGAGGGCAUGCCGCAUUGCUUCGCCAUGUUUGCUUGGAACGGGGCGGGGAGGAAAGCGAUGCAGAAUUGGGCGGGGUUUUGUCGCGAGGUCGUUGUGGAUCCUACUCGGUUUAGGAAGAGAGGGCAGAUGGGGACUUGGACGAACGGGAAGACCGGCGUGGUCAAGGAGGUGAGCCUGGGAGAAUUGGGGGUCAGCAGUGGUGUUGGAUGCUGGUAUGAGAGGGAGAGGCUCGAUGAUCGGACGGUCGACGCAAAGUUACAGGACGGGCAGCGGUGGAGAGUGGAGCUUGAUGAUGAGAUGGUCCGCCAGUGGCAGGCAGAACGGAAAGGAGCUUCACAUAAUGAUACCGUGGAAUCAUUGAAAACUUCGAUGAUCCCGGGUGAUACCUCUGUAUCGCUGCCAUAUGCAGGCGUUGGGAGCCUGUUAUAUAGAUGUUUUACCUGGCCAACAAGGCUUGGAAUUGCAGGCACGGGGAAUUAG